Pipra filicauda (Wire-tailed manakin) is the source of this 3044-nucleotide messenger RNA. RefSeq names its product glucoside xylosyltransferase 1 (gene GXYLT1). The transcript is spliced from 8 exons. NCBI's taxonomy places the organism in Eukaryota, Metazoa, Chordata, Aves, Passeriformes, Pipridae. Gene Ontology annotation, biological process: protein O-linked glycosylation via N-acetylgalactosamine. Gene Ontology annotation, molecular function: UDP-xylosyltransferase activity. The coding region runs from base 14 to 1315 and encodes 433 amino acids. The record is from RefSeq and is a predicted model, not a curated record.
GGGCGGGCGGAGGAUGCGGCGGCUCGCGCGGGUGGCGCUGCUGUGUCUGGGCUGCGGCGUCUGCUCGCUGCUCUACGGCCUCAGCCAGCUCGCCCUCUCGCUGGAGCAGGAGCCCGGCGGCGGCCGGGAGCGGCAGGCCCGAGACCCCGCCGCGCCCGGCGUCCGGCGGCAGGCGGGGAGCGCGGGCCGGGGCGAGGCGGGGGCCCGAAGGUGUAAGAAUUUGUCUGUAUCUUUCUGGAAUUCCUAUUGGAUGCUGCCCUCUGAUGUUUGUGGAAUGAACUGCUUUUGGGAAGCUGCUUUUAGAUAUGAUUAUAUGAAAACACAUCCUUCUGAGAAAAUGCAUCUAGCAGUGGUGGCCUGUGGUGAAAGACUGGAAGAAACGGUUACUAUGUUGAGAUCAGCCGUUAUUUUCAGCAUCAGACCUCUCCACUUCCAUAUUUUUGCUGAGGACCAAUUACAUGAGCGUUUCAAAGACAUACUUGACGAAUUCCCCUAUGAAGGAAAAGUUAAUUACACGUUAUAUCCAAUAACAUUUCCAACUGAGAGUGCAGCAGAAUGGAAGAAAUUGUUUAAACCAUGUGCUUCACAAAGGCUAUUUUUGCCAUUAAUCCUCAAAAAUGUGGAUUCACUACUGUAUGUUGAUACCGACAUCCUGUUUUUGAGGCCUGUUGAUGAUAUUUGGUCUUUUCUGGGAAAGUUCAACUCUACACAAAUCGCUGCAAUGGCACCAGAACACGAAGAGCCUCGUAUUGGGUGGUAUAAUCGCUUUGCUAGACAUCCCUAUUAUGGAGUAACUGGAAUUAAUUCUGGAGUCAUGUUAAUGAAUAUGACACGUAUUAGAAGAAAAUAUUUCAAGAAUGAUAUGACACCAGUCCGGUUACAGUGGGGAGAAAUUCUUAUGCCACUACUGAAAAAAUACAAGUUGAACAUAACAUGGGGUGAUCAGGAUCUAUUGAACAUUAUGUUUUUUCACAAUCCAGAAAGUCUUUAUGUCUUUCCUUGCCAAUGGAAUUAUCGACCUGACCACUGCAUCUAUGGAAGCAAUUGUAAGGCAGCUGAAGAAGAAGGUAUAUUUAUUCUUCAUGGAAACAGAGGUGUGUACCACGAUGAUAAACAACCAACUUUUAGGGCUGUCUAUGAAGCAAUAAAAAAUUAUUCAUUUGGAGAUGAUCUGGUUCACUCACUGCUGCAGCCCCUAGAACUGGAAUUACAGAAAACCAUGCAUACAUACUGUGGAAGAGUUUACAAAGUAUUCAUAAAACAACUAACAAAAAGCAUAAAAGACUUGUAUGCCAGAAGAUCAAAGGGAAGGUGACUUUUGACUCCUAGCUGUUAUAUCAAGAGACUGAAGUAAUAUACUGGUCAAAAGAUGCAAGAAUUUUAAUACAGCUUGAAUGGGCUCUUAAUGUGCCCAGCCAGAAGUUUACUAGCAUACAUAAAAAUGAAGAAAAUAUUCAUGUAAUGAAGAACAGGAACUUUUUUCUGCAGAGGUGACUUUUUGCUCUUUUGAAGUUUAAUCACUGCUAAUGUUUAUCUUGGUUCUGAUGAUUUGCGUGUUACUGGCUUCUAUGGUCAGUACUUUUAGUCUGACCGUAAUUCAGUUAUCUAAUGAUCAAACAAACAAGGAAGAAAUGAAGAUGGCUCUGUUUGAGAGUGUACCUCAUAUAUUGUCUAAAAUUAUGUUAAAACUGUGAAUGUAGCAAUAACUGAGUCAGCAGCACUAAUCUCACUUUAAAGGUGUGAGCCUUUAUGUAAACAAAGUUGUUUACAAGUGCAGAAAAUACUCUGUUUUCAACAAAAUGGGUUGUAAUUAUCGACAAUCUGUAUGUGCCUUUACAUGUUCAUCUCUUACAUGUUGAAGUACUGUUUUGACAAUCUUGUUUAUCUCAGAUGUGAACUGCACGAUAUAAAUAGGAUUUUCUGAGAAGGUGAUAACUAGUAUGUGAUACUAGUUUUCUCCAUUGGUAAAUACGGAGACUUUAUAUUAAAAAGCAUUUGUUUGAACAUUGUAGAGCCAUUAGCUCUAAAAGGCAGAGCAGAGUUGAGGGGGUUUUAAGUAAAAAUUCAUUUUGAAGUUACUUGUCUUAUGAUACUUUUUAAAAAAUUCAUGGUUUUGCAGCUUUAAUAGGGCAUUUGGGAAGCCAAGAAAAACCCAACAGUGGAAAUCUGUUGCUGUUGUAUUUCCAUACUAGGAAUUAUUACCUGAUGAUUGUUAUAGAGUAUGUAGGACCUAAAAGUGAAGAGCUGUAGUAAGAGUUCUGAUGCUUCAUCAGACUGGGUAGUAGAUAAGUUUCUUAGAGAAUAUAUCCUGUUACCAUAUAUUUUUAAAUAACAUGGCUUUAAAAUAGCUUUGGGGCAGACUCUCAAUGCAAUAAAUACAUUACUGUCAAUAGGGUGAUAGUGAUUUGCAACAGGUAAGGAUUAGGCUUUCUUCAACUGUCUUAGUGAAAAAAGAAGUACUGUUUAUGCAAUACAAACUUUUUUCCCAGAGAAAAUGAUGAAGAAAAAGGCAGAACUCUAGUGUUACAGUAAAAUAUUUAAGCUUACAUGGUAUAAAAUGUAUUUGUAAAGUGUAUUUAAACUUAGAUAACCUGUCUAAGUGAGAUGAAGUCUUCAUAAAGUGAGGUUUUGGAUUCCAGAAAAGUUCCUGUGUGUUGAACAUGGAGGAUCCACUCACUGACUUGCACCUUCAUCCCAACCCUAUUUUAGAAGCUUAAUUUUUGUGACUGUUUCCAUGUCAAAAGUAGGAUGCCUCUGAUUUCCAGAUUCAUGUGAGUUGAGCAAAUGCUUUAGCAGUACAAAAAUGCACUACACUGUAAGCAGAGUUUAUAUUCUGUUUCUAAUCUCCCUGCGGGCUCAGGGCGUAAAUUUCUGGGAUGAAAAUUAGGAAGCAGUCUGCCUUGCAUGUAGAUCUCUUUUCCUUGCUGUGUAACCUUUUGAAGACUGAAAAUGGAGAAAUCUGUGUGAAGGUGAAUACUGUGACUGACUGAUUUUACAGUAUACAGUGCAUUAUUUUUUUACAUAAAUACUGAUUUUUAUAUCAA